UUUAAUAUUUUAUCAAUAUGUUUCAUGAUGGUUUAAAAACAACCUGAUACGCAGCUGUCGAUAUGAUUUUUAUAUCUAUGCUAUAAGUUGCUUGUUUUAGGCUAAUUUUGUUUCUGUUUAUUUGUAUGUAAAUAUAGAAACACGUGUUGUGGUUGUUAAUAGUGUUCGUAACUUUUUUGUGUUUAUAUGUAGCAGUUAUCAACAUGGAUAACAGUGAAUCAAACGAGAAACAAAUUAUGUUGGAUCAGACACCUGUUUGUGUGAUACUGAAAUCGGAGAACAAUAAUGGAUUUGGUUCAGCAGUGGCCAAAAUUCAGCGGGAUGGCAGCAACGACUCGGCGCUUCUUCAGCCGAACGACAUGCACGAAGUGUCUGCGCAGAAAGGAUUUUCCUCAAAGAUGGGCGUACUGCAUCAGUGCUACGUAACUGGGGCGGUUUUGCUGCUUGCUGCAGCUUGUGGUAUGCCAAUUGGUUAUUCGGCUGUUUUGCUGCCGCAACUUCAAGAAAGGAAUGACUCCUUGGCAACAGAUGCUGAUAUGGGCUCCUGGAUUGCAUCUGUGCAUUCUCUGGCGUCUCCAGUUGGGUCAUUUCUUUCGGGUUCUCUAAUGGACCGCUGUGGCCGACUGAGGGCAUUGCAGAUCUCGGUCGCUCCACUCAUAGGAGGUUGGGUAUUGCUCGGAUGCGCUCCUUCGCAUGCUGUCUUACUGGCCGGAAGACUUGUGGCUGGAUUUGCUGUCGGGCUGAUGGCACCACCAUCACAGGUGUUCCUCGGCGAAAUAUCAGAACCCCGGCUAAGGGGGACGUUGAUCGGAGCCCCAUUUGUGUCAUAUUCUCUUGGAAUUCUUCUGGUAUAUGCCCUGGGCAGCUCCUUACAUUGGAGGGCCGUAGCUGGUGCUGCAACCGUCUUGCCAGCGCUCGCCUUGCUGGCGAUGUGUUUGAUGCCCGAAAGUCCAGUCUGGCUCGUUAGGAAGGAAAAGCGAAAGCGCGCCGAAAAAGCUUUGCUGUGGCUUCGAGGUGACGAGAAACUGGCGAAACGCGAAUUGAGGAAUUUAGAGGCUCGUGUCAGAGCUGAACUGAUUGGUUCUUCGGCUGCCAUGUCGACACAUCAGCCACCAAUAUGGCGCCAGAUUAUGAGACCACAUGUUGCUAAACCACUGUUUAUCCUAAACGUAUUCAAUGUUCUUCAAAUACUCUCAGGGACUUACUUAGUAGUUUUUUAUGCAGUUGAUAUAAUCAAAGAAUUAGGCGGAGCUGAAAUCAAUAAUCUUGCAGCUGCCAACAUGACUGCUGCUGUCCGACUGGUUUUCACAAUGCUCUGUUGCUAUUUGCUACUUGUGAUGCCCCGCAGAACUUUGGCAAUCUUCUCUGGCUUUUUUGGAGGUGUUAGUGUUUUCUUCAUGGGUUUAUAUAUUAUGUUCAUUGCAUCUACUCCUAAAACAACUGUCGAUGUUUCGGUUCUCGGUAUUUGUACAUUAAUAUACAUUGCUGGUAACACUGGAUUGAUGGUCCUCCCUGGUGUGAUGAUAGGAGAAUUAUUACCAGCCAAAACGAGAGGUGUCGUUGCUGGAUAUGUUUUUGCAUUUUUCAACUUAUCUUUAUUUACUGUUGCCAAGGUUUUUCCUGAAAUUUUAACAAAAAUUGGGUCGCAUGGAAUGUUUUUAUUUUUUGGCAGUGCGUCUCUUUUAGCAACUAUUUUUAUAUUCGUAAUGCUUCCCGAGACAAAAGGAAAGACUUUAGGUUAUAUAGAAGAUUAUUUUAGACAAGAUAAUUUUUUCUGGUUUACAAGAUCUAAAGAUACGAAUGAAACGAAAGAGAGUACUGUAAUUACUGUGAGCAAGGGAUGA
Ctenocephalides felis (cat flea) is the source of this 1844-nucleotide messenger RNA. Its product is annotated as facilitated trehalose transporter Tret1-2 homolog. NCBI's taxonomy places the organism in Eukaryota, Metazoa, Arthropoda, Insecta, Siphonaptera, Pulicidae. Gene Ontology annotation, biological process: transmembrane transport. Bases 204 to 1844 code for a protein of 546 amino acids. Gene Ontology annotation, cellular component: membrane. Gene Ontology annotation, molecular function: transmembrane transporter activity. The transcript has 6 exons. The record is from RefSeq and is a predicted model, not a curated record.